AUGACGACAGCAGCAGUUUUUGGCUCUACAGGAGCAGUGGGCGGUCAAAUCCUCGCUACACUCCUUGCCUCAGACGCAUUCUCAUCCGUCAAGACUGUAUCAAGGAGAUUACCGAAUGCACAGUCUCCAAAGCUCCAAACCCUCGAAGAGGGUGACAUCACAAAAUGGGGCGGCCUGAUUGCGUCCCUUUCCCCCAAACCAUCAAUAGUCUUCAACGCAGUCGGCACCACCAGAGCUGCAGCCGGCGGAAUCGCGAAUCAAUGGAAGAUCGACCAUGAUUUAUGCAUAGAGAACGCCAAAGCAGCUAAGGAGGCAGGAGUGAAGACGUACGUGUUUAUCUCCAGUGGAGGGACGAGGGGCUUUUUCUCUCGAUAUGUACCCUACUCGAAGAUGAAGAUUGGUGUGGAGGAUGCCAUCAAGGAACUUGAUUUUGAACAGGCCAUUAUUCUGAGGCCAGGUUUGAUCCUCCAAAGGGAAAAGCCCAAAGCUGCGUUGUUGGAGAACAUUGUUCAGAACCUUAAUAAGCUCGGACAGGGUGUCCAGGACAUGAUAGGUCAGGACCAAACUGUCAUCGGCAGAGCAGCUGUUGCAGCUGCCCGUAUGGCAGAAGAGGGGAAGGCACCGUCCAAAUACUGGGUUCUUGAACAAGCCGAUAUUGUAAGGUUGGGCAGAGACGAGUGGAAGCAGUAA
Molecule: messenger RNA, 690 nt
Organism: Aspergillus oryzae RIB40
Lineage: Eukaryota; Fungi; Ascomycota; Eurotiomycetes; Eurotiales; Aspergillaceae
Exons: 2
Coding region: 1-690 (229 amino acids)
Biological process (GO): import into nucleus
Cellular component (GO): cytoplasm
Source: RefSeq, a predicted model, not a curated record